Messenger RNA from Castor canadensis (American beaver), 1097 nucleotides. The record is from RefSeq and is a predicted model, not a curated record. NCBI's taxonomy places the organism in Eukaryota, Metazoa, Chordata, Mammalia, Rodentia, Castoridae.
GUGCCAUGGGCCUGUGAGUGGGGAACACCCCCCAUCUUCUCCUGGAUAUCAGCUGCCCUCACCUCCCUGGGCCCCAGGACCACCCUCUCCUCAGUGCUCACUCUCAUACCUUGGCCCCGGGCCAUGGCACCAACCUCCCCUGCCACAUGACCUUCCCUGCAGCUGGUGUGACUGUGGACAGAACAGUCCAGCUCAACCUGUCCUGGAAUCGAGGAACCAGGGCUCCUUCAGGAGUGGUGCAGGGAGCAAACUGGGGAGGUGGAGUCACUGUCCUGCUUGCGCUUGGUCUCUGCCUCAUCUUCUUCAUAGUGAAGACCCAAAAGAAGAAAGAAGCCAGGACAGCAGGGGCCAGGAACACCAUCUAUCCUGACAUCGGGCCAAUCUCCCAGGGUCCCCAGCAGGAGCUCAAGUCACACAGCCCCACUGAACCCUCACGCUCUCCAGGGACAGAACCGACCUUAGGAAUGGAUCAGGAUCUGCAUUAUGCCUGUCUCAGCUUUCAUGGGAAGACACCCCAGGAGGACACCUCCAGCCAAUACUCAGAGAUCCAGACCCAUUGAGGAGCCACAGACACAUGGGUGUUGGUCAGAGACUCAUGUCCUCUACCAGCCCCAAAGGCUGACACUCAGAGACUUAGCAUCCCCAAGGGAAUGGGUUAUGAACUACUGCGUGUGAGUUUCCUGCUGUGUUGAGAUUUUUCUCAGAUUUUGCAAGCAGAGACCUGGGAGCAAAUCUGUGUUCUCAUUUAUAAGAUCAUGACAUCAGGACAGUCACGUUCUCCUCCCUGUCUGGGGUUUCUGCUCUGUGAAAUGGAGGUAAAAAUCCUAGUUGUCAGGUGCUCUAAGGAUUAAAUACAGGUUCAGAUAGAAAGACAUCCAGCAGCAGUCCAGGUUUGUGGGGAGAAUUUGGGUCACACAGUGUCCCUUAAACCUCUGCUCCAGGGUUCAGUGUGUCAGUCCCAGAAACUGUGUCAGCAGUCUUCCUGCCUCAUUCCCUGCUUGAAAUCCUGCAAUGGCUCCCUCCCUUGAUUGAAUUCUCCUUCAGCAUUCUCCCACUCCCACUCCUGAAUCCUCCCUUCUUUCCAUCCCUUCUCCUAC